AGGGAGGGAGAGAUCGGGGAGGAAGGGAGCAGAUCCCGCUGAUCCAGGGACUGAAGGACUGAGGGAGGGGGGCGGCAUUGAGAUGCAAAAGGUGGGAAGGAGCUAAGAGGAGCCCAGCUGGGGGUGGCUUCCUCCCAGGCCCCUUCCUCACUCAUCCAGCUCGACCUUCGCUUUCGGUCUGGGCAAGCACAAAAGCCAGCCUGGAGAGGGGGCUGGAGGAGGGGGGAGGGAGCUGGGGGAGGGGCUGGGGAUGGAGGAGGGGGCCGGGGAGGCUGGGGGACCUUGGCCCAUCCCCGGCGCUGGCCUCUGUUUCCUCCUCCGCGGUCUACCCUCGUGGUCACCUUGAUGCCCUCGGCUGCAGCGGGGCGGGUUCUCAGGAAGCUUCCUGCUCCCCUCUCCCUGCCCCGGGCCCAGGCUCCCAGAGCCCGGCCAGGGCAGAGGCCGCGGGACGGGCAGGGCUGGGGGCCCGGCGCAGCGCCGUCGGGGAGACCCUCUCCGGUCCUCCUCAGCCACACUGUGUUCCGUCCCCUCGCCCCUUCAUGGCUCUGCAGGGCCCCCAUUCGGAACAAGCUUGAACUUGGAGCAUCUGCGAGUCAUCGGGUCUGCUUGGGGAGCCUGGAUGACCCCGGGCCAGACCUAGAACAUCGGUGGCCACAGGCAGAGCCCCCUCCCCGCUCUGAGCCAUGGCCUUGGAUGCCCAGAGGGGGUCCCAGCGAGUGCUCUUCGGCGAAUGGCUCCUGGGGGAGGUCAGCAGCGGGCGCUACCAGGGGCUGGGCUGGCUGGACGCUGCCCGCACCUGCUUCCGAGUGCCCUGGAAACACCUGUCUCGGAAGGACAUCAGCGAAGACGACGCGAGCAUCUUUAAGGCCUGGGCCGUUGCGCGAGGGCGGUGGCGACCCAGCCCCGAGGGCGGCGGCCCCCGGCCCCCAGAGGUCUCGGAGCGCUCCCACUGGAAGACCAACUUCCGCUGCGCCCUGAAGAGCACCCAGCUGUUCACCCUGGUGGAGGACAGGUCCUGGGACGAGCACGACCCCCACAAGGUGUUCGCCCUCAGCCAGCCCUGGCCCGGGGCCGCAGAAGUCGACAAGACCUCCGGGGAGCAGCAGCCGCAGGGCAUCGGUCCUUUGGGCCCUGUGGUCGAUGGCACGAUGACAAAGCUGCAGGCCGGACUCCGGGUCCUCUCUCUGGACGGACACGCCGCUGACGUUCCCAGUCCUGACCUUCUCCAACUGGCCCUGGCGCAGAGCGAGCUGGGGGGUCUGGCAGAGGCCCCCGACUCUUUCCAAGGGGAAGAGCCUGCCCGGGUUCUCAGCGAGGCCGGGCGCCCUCGGGAUGGAGGCUUCUGUCCAGCUCCCCAGCUCCCUCUGAGCAGCUCCCUCCCCACUGGCUUGGACUUGACCAUCCUGUAUAAGGGCCAGGUGGUGGGCCAGGCGGCCGUGGCCCAGGCCAGCUGCCUCUUGGUGGCCGGCGGCCCCUGCACGCCGCCCCCCGCGGGGGCCGCGGCCCCCCAGCUCGUGGCCUUGCCCAGCCCGGAGGCGCUGCGUCUCGCCGACCGGAAGCAAGCGCACUACACGGAGCAGCUGAGGCAGCACAUCGAGCCGGGGCUGGAGCUGCAGCUGUGGGGGCAGGGCCUCUGGGCCAAGCGGAUGGGCAGGUGCAAGGUGUACUGGGAACGCGGCGGCCUCCUGGCGGCCUCGGAGACUCCGCCCCCACCCCGCCUGCUCCCCAGGAACGAGGCCACACCCAUCUUCGACUUCUCGGUCUUUCGGCAGGCUCACAGCAGCUUUCUCCUAGAGCUGGCGGAGUACAGGGAUCAGAGGAGACGCACGUCCCCCGACUACACCAUCUACCUGGGCUUUGGCCAGACCCUGUCCAGGAGGCCCACGGAGAAGAACCUCAUACUGGUGAAGGUGGUGCCCCGAAUCUGCCAGCUGUGCCAUGAGGCCGUUCAGCGGCAGGAAGGCGUGUCCUCCCUGGACAGCGGCGGCCUCAGCCUGCAGGUGUCCAACAGCCUCAGCCUCUAUGAAGUGUUGGAGAACUUCCUCAUGGAGACCGAAUACCCGGCCUAGAUGUGCUGCCCUUGCCUGGAGGAGGGGGACGGAUCAAGGCUGUCCGAAGCCUGCUGGGGGCUCAGUCUUUGGGACGGAUGCCCCUCUCCUGUGUGUGCAGCACAGACCCAGGCCUCCUUUCCUAGCCAAGUCAUCAGUGGCUCCCUCUUGCUUCUCACGGAAAAUAAAAAAAACUCUGCUUCUGGCUUUUUGCUUCUUCA
Messenger RNA from Antechinus flavipes (yellow-footed antechinus), 2269 nucleotides. RefSeq names its product interferon regulatory factor 7 (gene IRF7). The transcript has 10 exons. Gene Ontology annotation, biological process: regulation of transcription by RNA polymerase II; immune system process. The record is from RefSeq and is a predicted model, not a curated record. NCBI's taxonomy places the organism in Eukaryota, Metazoa, Chordata, Mammalia, Dasyuromorphia, Dasyuridae. Gene Ontology annotation, cellular component: nucleus. Gene Ontology annotation, molecular function: protein binding; RNA polymerase II cis-regulatory region sequence-specific DNA binding; DNA-binding transcription factor activity, RNA polymerase II-specific. The coding region runs from base 684 to 2069 and encodes 461 amino acids.